AUGAGUAAGGUUAAAGAGGAAUUCGAAUUGAUUGAUAGGACUUCUUCGAAUUGCUCGACGAUCACCGAGCCGGCAGUGAGGUUCCGCUACCCGCUGAAACAAAAACUUUGGUUGUCUAGCAGCGAAUCGAGGUAUUUCAAAGCUGCUUUAGUUUACUUGAAAAUUUCGAAAUUUCAGAGCUUAUGUCUUUCGAUUGUUUACAUGUUUCUACGCGCUGUUCAUCGUCAUAGCGGGAAUCACGAUAGAACUGUCAAAUAUAAUCGCAGAAUCAGAGAAUACCGAGAAAAUCAGCAUUAAAGACCUGGUAAUCAUCUGCUAUUAUUGACCUAUAUCGCCUUGUAUCAAUAAUAGUUACUUUACAAUAAUGUUCCAAUGUUCAGGCUCUAGGAACAUGGUUGCUCGGCGGCUCGAUUGUUUUCAUUACUUACUGCUCCUAUCUAGUACACAACAUGCAUGUAGCAAUUAAACGAAAACGACAAAGUAUGCGAAUGAGUACAUUGAGUGACGGUGCUGAGCCAGAAGUUUUGGCGAACACUUCGACUGGAAGUCUCUAUCUUCGUCUCGGAUGUGUCGGUUAGAAAAAUGUUUGAGAUUAUUAUAGUGAUUCACAGGUUUUUAGUGUUUGGAAUGAUUGGAGUAGUCUACUAUCUGCUUAUUUUUGUGAUAUGCAUUUUGGGUUGGAGCUCAAAUGAGGGUGAAUGCAGUGCCAUGUAAUUUUUCUCUUUUUCUCUGAAAAGUCGCAAUAGCAUUUAAAUUUCAGAUCGGAUAUUCUCAAUUGCAUGGCUGCCAUUUUCAUCUUUGUCCAAAUGUGGUUUGUCUAUUGCAAUGGAAAAGUGAGAUUUGAGAUUUGCCGUUUUUUCUAACAAUAACUGCGAAUUCCAGAUAAUUUUCACGGGAGACGGAAACUUGGCGAGAUUUGGAUUGAUGCAUCUAACAGGAACAAAUCUAUGGAUGUGGCUCAGGUACAUCCUUUACGAAGAAGUGGAAACUAUCAAGGAAAUCAGACAUGCUCAACACAAGAACGAAACUUUGUCAAGAGGUAAAGAGUUAAGAAAAAUGAAGAAAUUUGAACUAAAACUUAAUUUUUAUGAUUCCAAUGUGAAACUUUGAAUAUGUUCCAAUUUCAGGCCAUGACGAGAAAGAAGAGCCGUGCAAAGGAGUUCUCUGUCUGUUCAGCGGGUACAACGAGUUUAUGUACACGUGUGUCGUGGAAUAUUCCCUUAUUUGUGCUGGUGUUGCUUUCGUUUUCUGGACGAACAUUGAAAGAUACAAGCGGGAACAGGUAACAAAAACUUGACGACAACUUUAACAAAGAGUACUCCUGAAAUUCGGUCAGAUGGAGAAAAAGAUGCGGAAGCGAAGUAUUCUCAAAAUCGACUGUUCCCGAACGGCGGAAGGAUUGUUUGCUGGAUUUGCAUGUAUUAUAGUUACUAUCAUAGCGAUUGCUCUGUUCAACGCUUACGCUUCCGACAAAAAUGUCGCUCAAUGGGUUCGUUUUUUUUAAUAUCUCUAACAUUGAGUGAUUCUUUCAGAUUUUCUCUUGCACAAACAUGAUUUUCUUCAUAAUUUCAACGUUUUUGGUUGUUUUCGCUUUCUGGAGGAUGAAAUUUCUGAAAUUUCUUAUGGAAGAUGAUGAUGAAGAGGAUGACAACGCAGAACUUCUGGAUAGAAUUCUUCUGGUCGUGGGAUUGAUCGGAGAACUGAUAUUUUCGAUUGGUGGCAUUCUUUCAUUCAUCAACAACAUGACCAUUGGCCUUCCACUCGUCAUUUUCAUCACCAACAUUCUUCGCUUAGUAAGUUUUUGAUAUAUUUUAUUGGAAAUUAAAUGAAUCAGCUUUUUAGGUGCAAGUAACUCUACAAAGCGGUCUUAUAAUUGUUGCGUCCCGGUUGAGGUUAGAAGAGAACAAUCUUCACAUGCUCAGGUACAAACCUGGCAAACAGGUCUGUUUUUUUGUUUCACUAUCUGAAAAUUAAAAGGCCUAGUACAGGUAGUCACAAUGCUGCUCAUGAUGAACUGUGCUCAAUUCCUCAUGAACGUGUUUGAGGCACAGAAAGCUGGAGUAAACGACGAGAUGAUCAAUAUGUACGGCUCUUAUUACUGGGCCAUCAUAGUCCGAGGAUGCUCGCCUCUGACCAUCUUUUACAGGUGAAUUCCCUUUUCCCAUUUUUUAUUAAAUACUACCAAAAAACCAACAAACAGAAAACAUCAUUUCAGAUUUCACAGCUCCGCCUGUUUUGCAGAGGUCUGGAAGAAGACUUUCAGACCUCCGAAAAAACCGAAACGGCACGAGGAAGAGCGGACACAGUUGUGA
Molecule: messenger RNA, 2312 nt
Organism: Caenorhabditis sp. 36 PRJEB53466
Lineage: Eukaryota; Metazoa; Nematoda; Chromadorea; Rhabditida; Rhabditidae
Source: the annotation of a GenBank genome assembly